AUGGUAUUGAGGGUUAGGAGUUUUGAUGUCGUAUAUCCAGAGGGAUGCACAGAAAUUGAGGGUAGUCUUCGUCCAGAUGAGCUCAGAAAACGUAUUAAUGUAUGUGAUAUUUUUGGUUUACUCUCGAAGGAUAUAAAUGCUGCUCUGCGUACAAUCGUACGCCAGACUGGCUUGCCAGAUGAAUCACUUGAGGAGGAGGAAUCCGAGAACCGGCAAGCAGUCAAUGAGGCCCAGAAACCUAUUCAGCUGACUGGACUACUUUUUCAUCUUUUGUCUUCUCAAUUUACCCACCACUCUGAUGUUGAUAUUCGUUUGCGUAUCUGCGUGGCCGUCUGCAGACUACUAAAAUUGUUUUGUCCCACUAACCCUUUUGAAACUCUCCCAGAUUCACAGUCCCGUAUAAAGACUUGCUGUAAAUUAGAUGUAUUUACCUGGUGUCGAUUGCUUGAUGACGGUGACAAGUAUCUGCUUGAAUGCUUAAAAACAUUACUAGGAAUUACAAGGAAUCUGUCAAUAUGGGCGUGGUCAGACGAGGCAGCUGUACAGCAGUUCAUUCUUAAUACACUUGUUACGUUGAUACAACAGUCGUCCGCCAUUUUAACUGAUGAGGUUGUGGCUUACUUAUUAUCGUUUUUAAUUGAACCCUCAAAGAGUUCACAACCGCUUCAGCAUUCCUUGGUUAAAGAUUUGAUCUUACGAACAGCUACACAACUGGAAUAUCCUAUUCAAAUGCUUAUCCAAAAUUCUCUUGUAACUAGUGAUCAAAAGGGCGAAAUCUCACUGCCUGAUCAAUCGGAUUGUGAUUUUCAUUCACGGGAUCCGCUUGGCGAGCACAGUUUUGUCAUCAUUUACGCUCUUCACACAUUAAAGGAAAGUUUGGUCUCUCCAAUAUUGCCAUGCAUUGGGCUUAAGUUGAAGUCAAGUGUUGCGCGUGAACGGAAAAGAGCCUUUCGACUUCUUACCCGCAUUUUCUCUGAACCAAGUUCUACAGUCCAUCACAAGAACCCUGAUUUGUGGGAAACAUUCUUAACAAGGUUUCAUGAUAUUGACCCUGAUGUCCGCAAUUUUUGUAUCCAAAUGGUCCCUAUAAUGCUGAAGCAGAAUCCAGUGCUUCCCAGAAACAACUUGAUUGAUUGCCUUAAGUCAUGUACAAUUGACCGGGUUGAAUCCGUCCGUUUACUGGCAUUAAAGGUGGUAGCUACACUAAUGCGCGAAUCCAAAGAUGGUGAUGCUGACGCUUUGUUUGAUAUUAUCUCUAACCGAUCAAGAGACAAAUCCCUUCCUGUCCGCAAGGAGGUUUUGUCUGAAAUGGCCCAGGUUUACAAACAAAAUCUUCAAGUGACCAACCCGAACUAUGAAAAAAUGACAACGGCCCUUAAUGCGAUCAUGCAUAUGUACUAUCAGCCAACAAACGACGAUAAAAUAAUUGUCGAGAGAUUAUUUAAGAGCUGCAUAGUGCCUUAUAACUUUGGCACAAAAGACCGGGUCAAAAGCCUGUUCACGUGUUAUCAACUGGCGGACGAUGCUUCCAUUAAGGCCAUUCAGGAACUCCUCAAAAUCCAGUUUACAGGCUGUACAUUGAUGCGAGAAGCUCUGCGAAUAAUUGUUGAAAAUCCGGGCAAAAAGUUAGCGGCUCGAGCAAGCGGAAAAAUGAUGCAAAUUCUCAAUAAACUUUCUAGCUUAUUGCCGAAAUCUGAGAAGGCACUGGACCACUUGAAAAAGUUUUUCAACACCGUCCUCACUGACCGGGCCCUCAGGACUAACUGCUGUCAAUUGUUCCACCUCAAUUGCCCUUCCAAGUUGGCUGCCCAGACCAUGCACAACGUUUUGAAACGGGUGGCCGGACAAGCGCAACAUUUCAGCAGCGGUGGUGGAGGAGGCGACGGGGCACACUACGAGCACGCUGUGAAGCUCCUCUUGGAGCGCUGUGCGUCUGUUCUCUUCGAUGAGGCCUUUGGCCAGGAGCUUCUCACUCGCCUCGUUGUUUCCAUGGAAACGAAUACGUCGGAUGAAUCUAUUGAAGUGCCUUCUGGAAGUGCGGAACUGGUCAGAGGUUUGCGGAUCCUUCUUGCGCUGUCGGUUUAUCACAGGGAUGCUCUGCCGUCAGACGACAUGUUUCAAUACGUAAACAGCGUCCUUGUGGCUCACAUGAGCUCUUCGGUGUGCGAUAUGCCCGCCAAAAGUGCCUCCGAAGAGGAUCCCAGUACACCCGUCGAACUGUGUCUGCAGGUUCUCUGCUGCCUGCUGGGUGGCGGUCCGAUUUACGGCCCAAAGGAUGCGGGAGGAAGCGGAGCUGCCUUGGAUCAACACGCGGUUGACUUGCAGGCUGCUUUGACAAGCGCUGACGAAGGCGAAAAGCGCUCGAAAGGUGCAAAAUUGGCCGCCAAGCGUUCCUGUAAUGCUCACCUCUACUCCGGGUCCCAGGAGCAACUUCACCAACAAGCUCUUGAGAUUCUCCCCUUGCUUACCACUUUCUGUACCACUGGUCUCACCGCCGAUUGCCCACCCGUCCCCCCUGAGACCCCAUCCGCGGCCAAGCAGAAGCGUAAGCGUCGUGAGAAAGAGCACGCUAAGGGCGACUCCAGUAACGAAACAGUUACCGUGUACAAAGCUGGCUUAGCAUGGCGACAGGAAAAGAGGCGUACCAAGUUGGCCGUCCGGGUGCUUCGUCAGCUUCUCUCGGUGGUGCAUGCUCUGGCUGGAAAGAGCUCCACAUUCCCGAAGGGGCCCGUUUCCUCCCUUGAUGCCCAACAGGCGGAAGAGGAGGCCAGCACUGCGAAGGCUGACGGCGACUGCAAUUUCGGUGAAAUGGAAGACAAAAAAACGGAGACUGCGACAUCAAUAACAGAGGAUGACUCAGCCAAUGAAACCGAGUCCUCGUGCUCCGAUGCGUCCAGAAUGGCUGAAUUGGAAAUAAAGGUGCAACACACCCUGGAUGACAUCGUAAAGACGUGCCUGGCGUGUGAGCCCACGAGUUCGGAUUACAUUGCUUGCUUGACCUGCCUGAGUCACGUGGCCCUCCUCUUCCCGGGUGUCUAUAAUCGUCAAAUGAAGGCCCUCAUGACCGGCCACCUCAUUCCGAAUCUCAUCACAAAGGACGAGGACAAACCGACCCCGAGCUCCUCCACGAAGAGAGGUGGCUUUAGGAAACGAAAAAAGGAGAAACCAGACGACACCGAAGACACCACAAGCCCCUCCGAUUGGACAUUGGAUGGCAACGUCCCGCUGCUUACACGUGCGAAGGCAGGGCUGAAGCUUCAAAACAAACAGGUCGCUCAAGUCAUCAUUCGUCUCUUGCACCGCAUCAUUGUACACGAUGGGGACCUGACGUGCAACGGCUUAAUGACCUUCGGUGAUAUGUCUCGAAUGCGCCUCGCCGCUGCGACCUCCUGGCUUAAGAUCGCCCGUGUUCAGUUUUACGCAGAAGUCAUUGAAGUCGGCUGGUACCAGUCCAUGUCCUACGUAAUGUGUGACCCCUGCACGAACGUCAGGUCUCACUUCCUCAACGUACUGCACCAGGGUCUGAUCCAGCUGAAGCUUCCCCUGGAGUAUAUUGGGAUGUUUGUCCACGCAGCCGAUGUUCCAGAACCAGUGUUUCGGCAACGCGCGAAACAAUACCUCACAGACAACAUCAAGCGGCGUAGGGAUUUUAUUGCUAGACACGGGUCUUUUGAAGAAAACCCUAAACUGCUGUUUGCCAUAUUGCCGGAUUUUGUGCUGGCUUAUGCAAUCCACCUACUCGCCCACGACCCCGAUUGGGAGAAACCCGAGGAUGUCGCCCGCCUAUCCGCUGUGAAAGCUGCGCUCUGGUUUAUCAUGGAGCCAAUCAUGGCUGGUGGCAACAAUUACACCUUCCUGCGACAGUUACUGGAGAAAAUCAAGCACUCUCAAGACGCACUUCGCCCCGACGACGAGGUCGCAAACACGAAGAUCUACAUUGCCUGUGACAUAUCACUUGGCCUGCUUCUCACGCGUUGUACAAACAUCGUUUGGAAGGGCUGUCAGUUUGAGAUAAAACUGCCUCGCACUCUCUUCCUUCGUGCUCCUCCCUCCUUUUCCAAUCCCGACUUCGCUCAACUCUGCAACGAGAGUACUGGGGGCGUUCCUCUAAUUACCUUCACUCCAACAAAGAACGCCAAGGCCGUAAAAGACGGCUUGAUUCCGCCCAAGUUCCUGCGAGUUAAGGCCACAGCGCACAAGCGAGCCGCGUGUGCUUCCGAGGCUACCAACUUGACUCCAAAAUCGCCACCAGUGGACGAAGAAGAAGCCGACAACACCAGGGAAUCCACCACAGCCAGUGGCGCCGAUUUGGACGUGGAUUUGGACAAGCAUGGUGGCAAUGAUGCUGCUGUCCAGCCCCAGACCUCUUCUGACCAACCAGAAGAACAGGAUAGUUCGCCUCUACUUGGCAAGCGUCGGAGGAAGCGGGAGUCAGAGACUGAGGAGGUCACCUCAAAACGCCCCAAAACGGUCCUCAAUUAUAGCAAUGCUGCAACUGAAGCCCAGCACACUGAGACUAAAAAACCCGCCGGCUUAAAACAAGCCAAACUACCUUUCACGAAGAAGGGUGGAAGUGCCAGUCGGUGUCAAACUCGAGCGAGUUCUCGCACCUCGCCGGCUGCCUCUUCCUCAUCUAGGCACACUCGGAAACCUACUUAA
Messenger RNA from Mesocestoides corti, 4659 nucleotides. Lineage: Eukaryota; Metazoa; Platyhelminthes; Cestoda; Cyclophyllidea; Mesocestoididae. The record is from the annotation of a GenBank genome assembly.